Molecule: messenger RNA, 555 nt
Organism: Didymella exigua CBS 183.55
Lineage: Eukaryota; Fungi; Ascomycota; Dothideomycetes; Pleosporales; Didymellaceae
Exons: 1
Source: RefSeq, a predicted model, not a curated record
UGGCUCAAGAUUAAGACUCUGUUACGCAAGGUGGCUAAGGAUAAGAGCAGUAAGGAGUUAAAAAAGAUUAGCCGAUCACUCCACCACAUCUCAAUCCAGAAUUCUCUCCUCCACCACGAGGUUAGAGGCCUGAAAGAGGUUCUAAAGACUCAGAAGAAGCACAAGAAUAAGAGGAAAGUUCUGCCAUUAGAGUCUUAUCAUGGUGGAGCAGAAUUCUACUCUCCAAGCAGAGUAGAGAGAGCACGCUCACUUGAGAGGGCAAAACAACAAGACCAGGAGGCAGAAGAACUCCAAAAGAGUGAGAGAGCUAAGACAAGGAGUGCUAAUAAGGCAUACAACGAAAAAAUUGCUCAGGAGAAGCGUGAGAAGCGGGCAAGAGAGAAGAAAGAGCGUGACCAACAGCGUGCUAAGGAGGCCGAAGAAGUAGCAAAACGCAAGGCUGCCAGAGAGGCCCAAAAACACGAUAAAAACGCUGAGAAAAGUACCCAAUUGCCUAAUCAGGCUAAGCGGCAGGCCUCACGUCAAUUGCAGCCAAAAAAAAACAAAAAAGCGUAG